Aplosporella prunicola CBS 121167 is the source of this 1763-nucleotide messenger RNA. RefSeq lists its product as uncharacterized. Lineage: Eukaryota; Fungi; Ascomycota; Dothideomycetes; Botryosphaeriales; Aplosporellaceae. The transcript is spliced from 3 exons. The record is from RefSeq and is a predicted model, not a curated record. The coding region runs from base 122 to 1636 and encodes 504 amino acids.
GUCAGACGCCAAUCUUGCGAGAGGUAUCCGUCUCUCUCUUCUGCUCGUCCGUUCGUUUGCGAAAACUACGAACUACCACUCCUUUUCGCGCGAGCCAUGAGCCCUUGACUCCUCGCGCGCAAUGACGCCAGACCACCAGGACAGCCUGGAGUACAGCAAUCUCGAAGUGAACGAGGCCGCGCAGGCGCCGUCGGAAAAGGCGCGCACGUCGCGCUUUCUCGAGGGCGAGCAGAACGACGAGGACGAUGUUGGACCGUUGCCCGAAGUGCCGUAUAGCAACCUUCCGGAGGCGAAGCACACGGACUUCCCGGAGGUCGUUAAUACGUCUCUGCCCGAGGUGAUUGACAGCACGCCCCCGGAGACGGCGCCCGCGGACAGGAGCCCCAGAAAAGCAGCGAUAUGCGGGCUGCGGCGGCGGACGUUUUUCAUCGUGCUGGGCGUGGUGGCCUUGAUUGUCGUAGCAGCCAUAGGCGGCGGGGUAGGAGGCGCACUCGGCAACGGCAAAUCAUCGAGCUCGAGCAGCGAGAGCGCGAACGCGGACGUCUCGGACCCGGGAAGCUCAUCGGCGGGUGGAGAUGAUGGUGACGACGGGAAUUCGACAGGCAGCGCAAGCCUAUUGGCGAGCUCGCGGCUCGCGGCCCUCAACUACACGGACGAGUACAACCACACCAACUACCUCGUCUACUUCCAGGCCAACACGAGCCGGCUGUACCAGACGGCGUGGAACUCGUCGACGGCGGACUGGACCGUGCGGCCUGUGACAGGGGCGACGGACGACGUGGAGACAGGCACGCCGCUGUCAGCCAGCAUUUUCUGGCACCGCGAGAACUACCGCGACCUACGCCUCUACUACCUCAACCGCACGCACCACAUCCACGGCAUCAUCAGCAGCGACGGCGGCGCGCACUGGAAAGCGUCCGGGAUAGUCGGGCAGUUCGAAGCGCGGGCGUCGUCGCGCCUGGCCUCGUACGGCCGCGAGUGCGCCGCCUGCCUCACGCAGAACAUGCUCGUGUACGAGGACCCGGCCGGCGCGUUGCGCGUCGCCUCGCCCGAAAACGGCGCCUGGACCGCCGUGCCGGUCGAUCUGCCCGCUGAUGUACAGCUUGUCAAUGGCACGGAUAUGGCGCUCGCGCCCGUGUAUACGGAUGAGGCGACGAAGCGUGUGGUCCUGUUUGUUAAUGGGGGGAAGUUGGUGCGCUUGGCGUGGGACGGGAAGAGCUGGAGUAGUGAAACCACGCCCCACACCCUCGCCGCAAACGCCUCCUUCGCAGCCCUCUCCACCGGCCAAAACAGCAGCAACAGCGGCGGUGGCACCGCAUCCACGCUCUCCUUCUCCGUCUUCAUCACCAGCACCAACGAAAGCGACAGCGACAGCGCCAACAACACACCCAUAACCCUCCUAACAAACGCCUACACCAGCACGACGAACAACAGCGCCUGGCACGCAGGCCCCGUGCCAGCCCUGCGCGCCGUGCACGCCGACACGGCGCUCGCGGCGAACCAGGCGGGGCGCGCAUACGCGGUUGCGGUUGCAGACGACGAGGAGGGGGCGCCGGUGGUGGUGCAGGUGAGUGGGUUUGUGGAUGCCGGGGCGGAGGGGGUGGUCGUUGAGAGGGUGGGGGUGGAUGUGGUGUGAUUGGGGAAGGGAAAGAAGAGAGUGGGGCUGGAGAGGUGGUUUUGUGGUUUUGGCAUGUUUGCUUGAUACCCUUGGCGCUGGAUGUUGGAUGCUGGUGGUGGGUUACAUGUCUAGGCCUAGCUAUGGG